Messenger RNA from Acanthosepion pharaonis, 2418 nucleotides. NCBI's taxonomy places the organism in Eukaryota, Metazoa, Mollusca, Cephalopoda, Sepiida, Sepiidae. The record is from the annotation of a GenBank genome assembly.
AUGAAUGACUUUGGCUACACCUCCAGACAAAACGCCGACGGAAAUGUUACAAUGAAUCGUACAGCGUCUGGUUCACGAGUCGAGUUUCUCAAUGACCAAUUCGCCGACAAGUUUUGUUUUCUAUCAUUCUCUCUCUCAUUCACUCUAUUCAUCCACCUCUACAUUUUCUUAAUCUAUCUAUCCAAUCUAUCUAUCUAUCUAUCUAUCUAUCUAUCUAUCUAUCUAUCUAUCUAUCUAUCUAUCUAUCUAAGCCUGUUCCUUUCUUCCUUUCUAUCUCAGCCAGUCCAUUAUCUAUCUCCCCGGUUAAAUAGUUGUGCUGAAGUGGGUAUAUGUUUUAUAUCUACCCUAUUUAUUUCUCUCUCACUUAUUCUUUAUCUCCCCUAUUCUGCUCUCUCUCUCUCUCUCUCUCUCUCUCUCCCUCUGGUUGACUUAGACGUCAUAUUUUUUUUCUUUCUUUUCUUAUUUCUUUCUUUCUUUCUUUCUUUCUUUCUUUCUUUCUUUCUUUCUUUCUUUUCCUUUUUAAAUUUUACUUCUUUCCUUCCGUUUCUAUUUUCUUUCGUCUUUUUCUUGCCUUUCUUGCCUUUCUUUCUUUCUUUCUUUCUUUCUUUCUUUCUUUUUUCUUUUUUCUUUUUAAAUUUUACUUCUUUCCUUCCGUUCAUCUAUUCCUUGCUUUCGUCUUUCUCUCUUGCCUUUCUUGCCUUUCUUUCUUUCUUUCUUUCUUUCUUUCUUUCUUUCUUCCUUUUUUUUUUAAAUUUUGCUUCUUUCCUUUUCAUCUAUUUUCUUUCGUCUUUUCUUUGCCUUUCUUUCUUUCUUUCUUUCUUUCUUUCUUUCUUUUCUUUUUUAAAUUUUACUUCUUUCCUUCCGUUCAUCUAUUCCUUGCUUUCGUCUUUCUCUCUUGCCUUUCUUGCCUUUCUUUCUUUCUUUCUUUCUUUCUUUCUUUCUUUCUUUCUUUCUUUCUUUCUUUCUUUCCUUCGUUCAUCUAUUCCUUUCUUUUUUCUUUUCUCUGCCUUUCUUUCUUUCUUUCUUUCUUUCUUUCUUUCUUUUACGCCUUCUCUUUUUACAUUGUUUCUUCUCACUCGCUGGCUUUCUUUUCUCUCUCGCCCUCUCUCUCUCUCCCUCCCUCUCCCCCUCUCUCUUUGCCUCCACCCCGUCUCUCCCUCCGACUCUCUGUCACUCUCUCUCACCUGUAUCUUCUCGUUCUAUCCAGCACCCUUUCCACCAUUAUUACACACCUCUACCUUUUUCUUAACCUGGUCUGUAUCUUCUCUUUCUCACCCUUAUCCCUUCCAACUAUCCAUUUUCUCACACCUUUGUCUUUCUAUCAUCGUUGGUUUGUAUCUUCGUGUUUUCACACCUGGUCUGUAUCUUCCCGCUCACUUCCUUAUCCUUUCUAAUACAACUUUCCAUUACCAUCCAUUUGUUCUUUUCUUUCACCCAGGCUUGUAUCUUCUUUCUGUAUCUUCUCGUUCUGUUCCUUAUCCCUUCCAACUAUCCAUUAUCGCACAAUCUCUGACUUUCUUUCACCCCUGGCCUGUAUCUUCUUCUUCUCACCCUUAUCCCAAUACAAAUAAUAUUAUCCAUUAUCUCGUACUUCUUCUUUUCUCUCACCCUUGGCCGACAUUCAUCGAUACGCCGGUUAUCGCUAUCAGCACCCAGGGAUCGAUAGCAACGAUUUUGGGGUACCCAGAUCUAGAGGCUAAAAAAAAAAAAGGUGACGCAUAUUUUUUAAAUCAUUUUCACCUGAACCCUCUCACGCACGUUCUCUCUCUCACUCAAUCUCUCUCUUACUCACUCUCUCUCUCUCUUUCUCUUUUAUCUUUGUCUCCCUCUUUCCUUCUUUUUCUCUGUCUCUCUAUCUCUUUCAAUCUCUCUCUCUCCCUCUCUCUCUCGAAUCUGAUUACAUCUAUCUAUCUAUCUAUCUAUCUAAUUAUCUAUCUAUCUAUCUAUCUAUCUAUCUAUCUAUCUAUCUCAUCUGUUCAUAUCUCAUCUAUCUAUCUAUCUAUCUAUCUAUCUAUCUAUCUAUCUAUCUAUCUGUCUAAUUCUGUCCAUAUCUAUCUAUCUGUCUGUUCAAAUCUAUCUAUCUAUAUAUCUAUCUAUCUAAUUCUGUACAUAUCUAUCUAUCUAUCUAUCUAUCUAUCUAUCUAUCUAUCUAUCUAUCUAUCUCAGUCUGUUUAUAUCUAUCUCAAUCUGAUCGUAUCUAUCUAUUUCUCUCUCUCUCUCUCUCUCUCUCUCUAUAUAUAUAUAUAUAUCAGUCUGUUCAUAUCUAUCUAUCUAUCUAUCAAACUAUCAUCUGUUCAUAUCUAUCUCUCUAUCUCAUUAUUUCUCUCUCUCUCUCUCUCUCUCUGUCUCUCACUCUCUCUCCCUCUCCCUCUCUCAAUGCCUUCUUUAAUUCAGAUACGUUUCUCUUUCCUUCCAUAA